GUAGAUAUUCUCAUUUCCAUGUUUAGUGUGAAUCUUUCUGCAUCUUUAUAUAUGUGUGGAAAGCCAGCAAAAGGGAUUCACAUUUCAUUCCUCUGAAUCCUGAAGUUGAGGAGGAGAAAUUUUUAUUUGUCUCAUUUUAUAGUUGACAAAUGUGCAUAUAGUGUUUUGGGAUAUUAUUCAUAUUAGUCGAACAAUGAGUCUUCGAGUAGCAGAUGCUGUAGUUGAUUCAGAGCAUGCUCGUGUAGUAGUUGAUUCAGAUAAUGCUCGCCUUCAUGAGCUAGGAUACAAACAAGAACUUAAUCGCGAUCUUUCGAUGAUAUCGAACUUCGCGAUUUCAUUUUCUAUUGUAUCGGUGCUAACUGGAUUAAACGGACUGAUGGGCACGGGGUUGAACUUUGGUGGCCCUGUAUCAUACAUUUAUGGAUGGCCAAUUGCUGGUACCUUCACCUUGUUAAUUGGCUUAUCAAUGGCUGAGAUUUGUUCUUCGUAUCCAACUUCCGGGGGUCUCUACUAUUGGAGCGCCAAGCUUGCUGGUCCGAGCUGGGGACCUUUCGCUUCUUGGAUCACUGGCUGGUUCAACAUUGUUGGUCAGUGGGCUCUCACAACAAGUAUUGAUUUCUCACUAGCACAGUUAGUUCAGGUGAUGAUUCUCCUUAGCACUGGAGGAAACAAUGGAGGCGGAUAUAUGAUCUCUAAAUAUGUGGUUAUGGCUCUCCACGGCGUAUUUCUUCUAAUACAUGCUAUAUUAAAUAGCCUUCCUAUCUCAAUGUUGUCGUUCCUCGGACAAGUCGGCGCUGCAGCCAAUUUUUUUGGUUGCUUUCUCAUGAUCGUGAUUCCAGCUGUUGCAACUGAAAGAGCUAGUGCUGAGUUUGUGUUUACCAACUUCAAUACGGAGAAUAAGGACGGAAUAAACAAUAGCUUCUACAUUUUCGUCUUGGGACUUCUUAUGAGCCAAUAUACAUUGACAGGUUAUGAUGCUUCUGCCUAUAUGUCAGAGGAAACUAAAGAUGCAGAUAAGAAUGGGCCACAAGGUAUUGUAAGUGCCAUUGGCAUAGCAGUUAUUGCAGGAUGGGCUUAUGCAAUUGGUCUAACAUUUGCGGUUAGAGAUAUUCCGAAUCUUUUGAGUGUAAAUAAUGAUUCGGGUGGUCACGCCGUUGCUCAAAUCUUUUACGAGGCGUUCAUCAGUAGAUAUGGCAGUAGCGUUGGUGCUGUAAUUUGCUUAGGUAUAAUUGGACUUGCCGUAUUCUUUGCUGGUAUGAGCUCACUAACUAGCAACUCAAGGAUUGCUUAUGCCUUCUCAAGAGACGGAGCAAUGCCAUUAUCGUCACAGCUCCAGAAAGUGAACAAGCAGGAGGUUCCGAUAAAUGCAGUCUGGAUGUCUGCUUUUGUAGCGUUUUGCAUGGCGUUGACGUCUCUUGGAAGCUUGGUAGCAUUUCAAGCCAUGACAUCAAUAGCAACGAUCGGGCUUUAUGUUGCUUACGCCAUACCGAUCUUAUUAAGGUUGACUCUGGGUCGAAAGACCUUCACUCGAGGGCGUUUUAACUUGGGGAGAUACGGGACCAUUAUAGGUUGGAUAUCAGUACUGUGGGUCGCGCUCAUCUCCGUGCUCUUCUCUCUGCCUGUUUCCUACCCUAUUACAGAUCAAACUCUCAACUACACUCCCGUUUUAGUUGGAGGCGUUCUCAUUCUAGUCGUUUCUACGUGGAACUUCAGUGGUAGGCAUUGGUUUAAAGGGCCUAUAAAGAAUAUCGACGAUAGCUCUAAGGAAGACGCGUAGAAACUAUAAUUUUUGUAACUGAACACUGUUGAAUUGUAUAUUGUAUAUUUGUCCUACAUUUGCCCUCGUUUUCCCUUUUUAUUGUGAUAGUUUUAGCUAUAAUUGUUUGCAUUUCUGGACUAAGUUCCUGUAGUGAAAAUUGAGGAUGAGACCAUUAGAAAUUCA
Molecule: messenger RNA, 1942 nt
Organism: Lycium barbarum (goji berry)
Lineage: Eukaryota; Viridiplantae; Streptophyta; Magnoliopsida; Solanales; Solanaceae
Product: amino-acid permease BAT1 homolog
Exons: 8
Coding region: 194-1777 (527 amino acids)
Biological process (GO): gamma-aminobutyric acid transport; transmembrane transport
Cellular component (GO): membrane
Molecular function (GO): gamma-aminobutyric acid transmembrane transporter activity; L-glutamate transmembrane transporter activity; L-lysine transmembrane transporter activity
Source: RefSeq, a predicted model, not a curated record